Chanos chanos (milkfish) is the source of this 1542-nucleotide messenger RNA. RefSeq names its product acid-sensing (proton-gated) ion channel 1c (gene asic1c). The record is from RefSeq and is a predicted model, not a curated record. Gene Ontology annotation, molecular function: pH-gated monoatomic ion channel activity; ligand-gated sodium channel activity. Bases 1 to 1542 code for a protein of 513 amino acids. Gene Ontology annotation, biological process: sodium ion transmembrane transport. NCBI's taxonomy places the organism in Eukaryota, Metazoa, Chordata, Actinopteri, Gonorynchiformes, Chanidae. The transcript is spliced from 11 exons. Gene Ontology annotation, cellular component: plasma membrane.
AUGGGAAACCCUGAGGAAGAGGAGCAACCCCGUGCAUCAGACAUCACUGUUUUUGGUGCUAACUGCACGCUCCACGGGCUCAGUCACAUCUUCUUACCUGGUGGAGUAACUUUGCGUCGCCUGCUCUGGGCGUCUGCUUUCACAGCCUCUCUGUCCAUUUUUCUGUACCAGGUGUUUGGUGCUGUGAUGGAGUACUACCGCUACCCUCAUGUCACCAUACUGGACGAGAUGGAUAGUCCAGUUAUGUACUUCCCAGCCAUCACACUUUGCAAUUACAACAGCUUCCGUCGGUCAAAAAUGCUUCGGAACGACCUAUUCUGGAUGGCUGGGCUGCUUGGGGUGGAGCAGAGCGACUUUGAUGACUACAUGGCUGCCCUCGGCCAGCCAGUGGAUGACAGCAAGUUCUUCCCCAGCAAGACGUUCAAUAUGCUGGAGUUUGUGCAAAGAACCAGCCAUAACAUCGAGGAAAUGCUACUUGAAUGCAAAUAUCGCGGCAAGGAAUGUGGGCCAGAGAACUUUACCACAAUUUACACAAGAUAUGGAAAGUGUUACACAUUCAACUCAGGACUCGACGGCAACCCUCUGCUCACUACACUGAAGGGCGGCACAGGGAAUGGUCUGGAGAUCAUGUUGGAUAUUCAACAAGAUGAAUACUUACCAGUUUGGGGAGACACAGAUGAAACAUCCUAUGAGGCAGGCAUCAAGGUUCAGAUCCACAGUCAGGAUGAGCCCCCCUUCAUAGAUCAACUGGGAUUUGGCGUGGCUCCUGGUUUUCAAACUUUUGUGUCAUGUCAGCAGCAACGACUCCAGUACCUCCCUCCUCCUUGGGGUGACUGCAAAUCAACUCCCAUCGACUCAGAAUUCUUCUCAACCUACAGUAUCACUGCUUGCCGUAUAGACUGUGAAACACGCUAUCUACUAGAAAACUGCAACUGCAGGAUGGUUCACAUGCCAGGCACCUCUGCUGUAUGCACACCUGAGCAGUACAAGGACUGUGCAGACCCAGCCUUGGAUUUUCUAGUUGAGAAGGACAAUGACUACUGUGUGUGCGAGACUCCAUGCAACAUGACCCGUUAUGGAAAAGAAUUGUCUAUGGUGAAAAUACCAAGCAAAGCUUCUGCUAAAUAUCUGGCCAAGAAGUUCAACAAAACUGAGCAAUACAUUGGGGACAACAUAUUAGUGCUGGAUAUCUUUUUUGAGGCUCUGAACUAUGAAAAGAUUGAACAGAAAAAAGCUUAUGAACUUGCUGGGCUGCUUGGUGACAUUGGUGGACAGAUGGGUUUGUUUAUUGGAGCGAGUGUCUUAACAAUACUGGAAAUACUUGACUACUUGUAUGAGGUAUUCAAAGAUAAGAUACUGGGCUACUUCUUACGGAAGAGAAGACCACGGCGCUGUGCGAGUGAUAAUCUGGACUUUCCAGAGAACCCUACCAGCCCUGGUGUCUCGCCUAAUCAUGUCCCCAGAGCACAUGUGACACACUCCGGAGUCACUCGGACAGUCUCGGAUUCACGCAGAACAUGCUACCUCGUCACCCGACUGUAG